Messenger RNA from Eruca vesicaria subsp. sativa (arugula), 1473 nucleotides. The record is from the annotation of a GenBank genome assembly. Lineage: Eukaryota; Viridiplantae; Streptophyta; Magnoliopsida; Brassicales; Brassicaceae.
AUGGGAUCUGGUUUGAACACUGCAUUAUCUCGGAAGUACAGUGGUUUGGAGCUCUGGGAGAUUAUAGUGAUUGUUCUCUCUGCUAUUUUCGUUGUAGUGUUAGCUAUAUCACUAUGGCUUACUUUCAGAAGAAAAAGCUCUAGAUCCUCUUCCAACCAAAUCCCUGUUAGCCGCCAGCUUCCUCCAACUGUUUCCGAAGAGAUUAAAGAGAUUAGAGUGGAUGAAGUUUCCUCAAGCAAUGGUGGUGGUGGUGGUGGCAAUGAAUAUCCUUCCAUAAGCGAGAAGUUUGGGCAUAAAGAACCUGAAAAAGGGAUAGUAGUAGCAGAUUCAGAGAAUGGUGAUAGUAGCAGGUCAGGCUCGUUUAAUCACUUGGAGAAGAAUAAAGAUGGAUCAAGCGUGUCUUCUGCUAAUCCUAUGACUGCUCCUUCUCCUUUGUCUGGUCUCCCUGAGUUCUCUCACCUAGGAUGGGGACAUUGGUUUACUCUCAGAGAUCUUCAGAUGGCUACAAACCAGUUCUCGAGGGAGAAUAUAAUUGGUGAUGGUGGGUAUGGAGUUGUGUACCGUGGUAACCUUGUUAAUGGUUCUCCUGUUGCUGUCAAAAAGUUGCUCAACAAUCUAGGGCAAGCUGACAAAGACUUCAGAGUAGAGGUUGAAGCUAUAGGUCAUGUUCGUCAUAAAAACUUGGUUCGUCUACUUGGAUAUUGCAUGGAAGGAACGCAGAGGAUGCUGGUGUAUGAGUAUGUUAACAAUGGGAACUUGGAGCAAUGGCUACGUGGAGACAAUCAAAACCAUGAGUAUCUUACAUGGGAGGCACGGUUAAAGAUUCUUAUUGGAACAGCCAAAGCGCUUGCUUACCUUCAUGAGGCGAUUGAGCCAAAAGUGGUGCACAGAGACAUAAAGUCAAGCAACAUUCUGAUUGAUGAUAAAUUCAAUUCUAAGAUCUCUGACUUUGGACUUGCGAAGCUGCUUGGUGCUGAUAAAAGUUUUAUAACUACUAGAGUUAUGGGUACCUUUGGGUAUGUAGCUCCAGAGUAUGCAAACUCUGGUCUUCUGAAUGAGAAAAGUGAUGUCUAUAGUUUUGGUGUUGUACUCUUGGAAGCUAUUACUGGUAGAUAUCCUGUAGACUAUGCUCGUCCACCACCUGAGGUACAUUUGGUGGAAUGGUUGAAGAUGAUGGUUCAACAGAGACGAUCAGAAGAAGUGAUUGACCCAAACCUCAACACAAAACCAUCUACAAGUGCAUUGAAAAGAACACUCUUGACUGCUUUGAGAUGUGUUGAUCCAAUGUCUGAGAAACGACCUAGGAUGAGCCAAGUUGCUCGUAUGCUUGAAUCCGAAGAAUACCCAAUUCCUAGAGAGGAUAGAAGAAGACGAAAGAGUGAGAACGGAGCAACAAGAGAUUCAGAUCCUCCUAGGAACAGCACAGACACUGACAAGAGUGAGUUCCAUGACCAAAAGCCUGAAGCUGGAUAA